This is a messenger RNA of Enhydra lutris kenyoni (northern sea otter), 1707 nucleotides long. RefSeq names its product keratin 9. The record is from RefSeq and is a predicted model, not a curated record. Gene Ontology annotation, cellular component: keratin filament. Lineage: Eukaryota; Metazoa; Chordata; Mammalia; Carnivora; Mustelidae. Gene Ontology annotation, molecular function: structural molecule activity. The transcript has 9 exons. The coding region runs from base 1 to 1707 and encodes 568 amino acids.
AUGAGUUGCAGACAGUUCAUGUCCUCCCCGUGGAGCCGCAGCAGCUCUGGGGGCAGCGGGGGCAGCAUGAUGUCCUCCUUCAGCCGCAUGAGCGGCUCGGGAGCUGGUGGAGGAGGGGGCCGGUUCAGCUCUUCCAGUAGCUAUGGAGCCAGGAGCUCUGGGGCCUGUGGGAGGGGAGGUGCUGGCAGUUUUGGCUCCAGCUACGGUGGGAUGUCUGGGGGAGGCUUUAGUGCUGGUAGCUUUGGUGGACGUUCUAGGGGCUUUGGUGGUGGUUCUGGAGGAUGCUUUGGGGGCUCUGGGGGCUUUGGUGGUAGUUCUGGGGGAGGUUUUGGAGGCUUUGGUGGUGGCUCUGGAGGAGGCUUUGGAGGUGGUUCUGGAGGAGGUUUUGGGGGGUUUGGCAGUGGCUUUGACAGUGGUGCCGGUGGUAUUCUGGGUGCUGAUGAGAAGACCGCCAUGCAGGACCUCAAUUCCCGGCUGGCCUCCUACUUGGAUAAAGUGCAGGCACUGGAGAAUGCCAACAAGGAACUGGAGAAUAAGAUCCGGGAAUGGUAUGACAAGCAGGGACCUAGGACCUUCCACAGGGACUACUCGCCCUACUAUGACACUAUCGAAGACCUCAAGAACCAGAUUGUGAACAUCACAGUGAACAGUAAUAAGACUCUCUUGGAUCUUGACAACACUCGCAUGACACUGGAUGACUUCAGGAUGAAGUAUGAGAUGGAGAACAGCCUACGACAAGGAGUGGAUGCUGACAUCAAUGGCUUGCGGAAGGUGCUUGAUGAUCUGACCAUGCAAAAGUCUGACAUGGAGAUGCAGUAUGAAUCUCUGCAGGAGGAAAUGAUGGCCCUCAAGAAGAAUCAUGAGGAGGAGAUGAAUCAGCUGACUGGGCAGAACUCUGGAGAUGUCAGUGUGGAGAUAAAUGCUGCUCCUGGCAAAGAUCUCACCAAGAUCCUCAAUGACAUGCGUGAGGAGUAUGAGCGGAUCAGUGCUAAGAACCGCAAGGACAUUGAAAUGCAAUAUGAGACUCAGAUGAGCCAGAUGGAGCACGAGGUGAUGACCAGUGGCCAGGAGAUGGAGUCCAACCACAAGGAGGUGACCCAGCUCCAGCGCAGCAUUCAGGAGAUGGACAUUGAGCUGCAGUCUCAGCUCAGCAAGAAAUCGGCCCUGGAGAAGUCCUUGGAAGACACCAAAAACCGCUACUGUGGCCAGCUGCAGCAGUUGCAGGGGCAGAUCAGUAACCUGGAGGGCCAGCUCACUGAGAUCCGGCAAGAGAUUGAAUGCCAGAAUCAAGAAUACAGCCUUCUGCUCUGCAUUAAGACACGGCUGGAACAGGAAAUUAAGACCUACCGCAUCCUCCUUGAGGGUGGCCAGGAGGACUUUGAAUCUCAUGAAUCUGGACGAAGCCACUUUGGAGGUGGCAAAAAUAGAUAUCAAGGUGGAAGUGGAGGCAGUCAUGGAAGAGGAUCCUGGGGAGGAAGUGGUGGCAGCUAUGGAGGAGGAAGUGGAGGCAGCUAUGGUGGAGGAAGUAGCUCUGGAGGAGGAAGUAGAGGCAGCUAUGGUGGAGGCAGUAGCUCUGGAGGAGGAAGUGGUAGUGGCUAUGAAGAAGGCAGUGGAUCCAAAGGAAGUGGAAGAUCAUCUCAGUCCCAGUCCUCUUCCUCCAAAUCUGGUGAAUGUGAUGAUAAACAAGGCUACCAGAAUCAAUAUUAG